Messenger RNA from Morus notabilis, 608 nucleotides. Its product is annotated as 7-methylxanthosine synthase 1-like. Lineage: Eukaryota; Viridiplantae; Streptophyta; Magnoliopsida; Rosales; Moraceae. Bases 194 to 565 code for a protein of 123 amino acids. The record is from RefSeq and is a predicted model, not a curated record. Gene Ontology annotation, biological process: methylation. The transcript is spliced from 2 exons. Gene Ontology annotation, molecular function: S-adenosylmethionine-dependent methyltransferase activity.
AUGCACUAAUUUUAUCAAACAGCAUUAAUUUAUAGCUCCCACAAUAUGCAUGAGCAUCCUUAAGAUUGCUAUGCACUUGGAAACAGAAAUAUACUUUUGCUUUAAUCUCCAGGAAAAAAAAAAGGCUUAAUAUUUACUUUUUCACUUCUGUUAUUGAAAGAGAAAGAAAAGGGCGCAUGUCAAUUAUGUUCAUAUGCAUUUGAAGAGAGUUGUGAUCUCAAAAGUGAAGCCAACACUGCAAAAAAGCAUCAUAGAGGUUUAUUGUAUGCUCUUCCCGGAGUGUUUGAGAAUAGCAGACUUGGGUUGCUCCUCUGGACCCAAUACACUCACAGUCGCCUCCAAAAUUCUUGACACCAUCGAUUUGACUUGCCGGUGCUUGAACAAAAAGCCGCCGGUUUUCCAAGUGUUUCUCAACGAUCUCCCUGGGAAUGAUUUCAAUACCGUCUUCCAAUCACUCCCGAGCUUCUAUGAGAAGUUGGAGAAACAAAAGGGGGCCAAGUUUGGUCCAUGUUUCAUCACCGGGAUGCCGGGUCUCAACUCUCAACCAUACAUGGCUGAACUCUAGAAGGGGGAUUUUAUUCUGCUGUCUUGGCUUCAUGUAUAUCACC